Messenger RNA from Stegodyphus dumicola, 1265 nucleotides. RefSeq lists its product as uncharacterized. NCBI's taxonomy places the organism in Eukaryota, Metazoa, Arthropoda, Arachnida, Araneae, Eresidae. The record is from RefSeq and is a predicted model, not a curated record.
GCCAGCUUUAAAAUAUAAUUUGACCAAAAUUUAAGUUGCUAUCAUAACGCAAAUAGCAAUUCUUCUAUCAUCAGAUCUAAUCUGUUGAAGAUGGUAUUGGCAUAUAUUCACGAUUGUUGAUAUAUAUAUUGAGAUUCAAGAUGAGUUCGUGUCUUUCAAGAAGCAAAAUACCUUUGCCUGUUAAAUCCAGAAUACCUGUUCCUACAUCAUCUGUAAAAUUAACAAAAAACUUGCCAGCUCCAUCAGCAUUGAAUAAAAAUACUCCUGAUAGCAGAACGGAUUCAUAUGUAACCUCUAAAUUUUUACAUAACAAAAAAACUGCUAAAGAUGGAAAUAUGAAAAAUGCUAGAACAAUCAAGAAAAAUUUUCAUGAAAAAUUUUCUGUUAAACCUAAUACGAGAAAUGUUCAGCAGUCUGAUCAGCAAAAUUCGAAAAUGAAAGUGAAGAUAAAGGAUGAAAAUGUACCUUCACCUGUUUUGAAAACAAAGCCUGUUUUUUCAAGAAAUAAACAAAUAACUGUUAAAAAAAGUAUAGAGCCUACAUCUGACUAUAAGCAAAGUCUGAACAUUAAGAUGAAGGCAAAAGAUGAAAAUUUACCUCCUCGAGUUACAGCAAAGUCUGCUUUUUCAAGAAAGAAACAAAUAGCUAUGAAAAGUAGUAUAAAACCUACAUCUGACUGUAAACAAAGUCUGAAAAUUAAAGUGAAGAUUAAAGAUGAAAAUUUGCCUCCACCUGUUUUGACAACAGAGCCUGCUGUUUCAAAAACUGAACAAAUAAUUAUAAAAAAUAACAUACCACCUAGAUCUGAUUGCAAAGUAGCGGAAACUAUUGAAAAACCAAAGCACCUUGCAUUACAGGAGGACAUACACUUUGAGCCAAAUGAAUUUUAUAGAAAUCUUAUUUUAAAAGAAAGACAUUUAUCACCUAGCAUUCUGAAUAUGAACCCUGGUACAAAAUUAUCAAGUGUAAUGGUUGAAAGACCAUCACUAUAUAAAAAAAUGCCAGUUGUUAAAAAUCCGGUAGAAGAAGCCAUGAAAGAAAUAGAAAAUCUCAAGUUAGAAAAUAAAAGAAUUUCACAGCUUAAACAAAAUGCAGCCAUUCCUGUGUCACCAAAAGUUGAAAGAGCGUCAAUAUAUAAAAAAAUGCCACUUGUUAAAAACCCGGUUGAAGAAGCCAUGAAAGAAAUAGAAAAUCUCAAGUUAGAAAAUAAAAGAAUUUCGCAGCUUAAACAAAAUGAAGCCAUUCCUGUGUCACCAAAAGUAUGA